GAGUCGGGUUGAGGACAGCCACCGCGCGUCAUGUCGAAGCUGAGCCGGGCCGCUCGGGGCCUGCGGAAGCCGGAGCCCGGCGGCGUGAUCCGGACCAUCGUGCGCGCGGGCCAGGCCAUGGCCGGGCCCCCACUGGGCCCCAUCCUGGGUCAGCGAGGCGUUUCCAUCAACCAGUUCUGCAAGGAGUUCAACGAGAAGACCAAAGACCUCAAAGAGGGCAUUCCUCUGCCCACCAAGAUUUUUGUGAAGCCUGACCGGACAUUUGAGUUCAAGAUUGGCCAACCCACUGUUUCCUACUUUCUGAAAGCGGCUGCUGGGAUUGAGAAGGGGGCCCGGAACACAGGCAAAGAGGUGGCAGGGCUGGUGACCUUGAAGCACGUGUAUGAGAUCGCCCAAGUCAAAGCCCAGGAUGACGCCUUCGCCCUGCAGAACGUGCCCCUUUCCUCGGUGGUCCGUUCCAUAAUCGGCUCUGCGCGUUCCCUGGGCAUCCGAGUGGUGAAGGACCUCAGUUCAGAGGAGCUGGCAGCUUUUCAGAAGGAGCGAGCUGUGUUCCUGGCUGCUCAGAAAGAGGCCGACUUGGCAGCCCAGGAAGAAGCUGCCAAGAAGUGAUCCCACCGGAUCCCCACACUUGGAAGGGAGCCACUGAGCAGGGGGCUGGAGGAAAAGCCGUGCCAAGGAUCAGGAGGGAGGGUGGUCCUGACUACGAGUCCCCUGGCUUUAAAUAUGCAUUUCUACACCCGUGGAUGGAUCGAGGGACCUAGCCUAAAUAAAUGUCCUUUGUCACCCA
Messenger RNA from Echinops telfairi (small Madagascar hedgehog), 787 nucleotides. RefSeq names its product mitochondrial ribosomal protein L11 (gene MRPL11). Gene Ontology annotation, cellular component: mitochondrial large ribosomal subunit; ribosome. Gene Ontology annotation, molecular function: large ribosomal subunit rRNA binding; structural constituent of ribosome. NCBI's taxonomy places the organism in Eukaryota, Metazoa, Chordata, Mammalia, Afrosoricida, Tenrecidae. Gene Ontology annotation, biological process: translation. The coding region runs from base 31 to 609 and encodes 192 amino acids. The record is from RefSeq and is a predicted model, not a curated record. The transcript has 5 exons.